Messenger RNA from Anguilla anguilla (European eel), 3303 nucleotides. Its product is annotated as signal peptide peptidase-like 2A. Gene Ontology annotation, cellular component: cytoplasmic side of endoplasmic reticulum membrane; lumenal side of endoplasmic reticulum membrane; Golgi-associated vesicle membrane. The record is from RefSeq and is a predicted model, not a curated record. The transcript has 19 exons. NCBI's taxonomy places the organism in Eukaryota, Metazoa, Chordata, Actinopteri, Anguilliformes, Anguillidae. The coding region runs from base 1069 to 2415 and encodes 448 amino acids. Gene Ontology annotation, biological process: membrane protein proteolysis. Gene Ontology annotation, molecular function: aspartic endopeptidase activity, intramembrane cleaving.
AUAUUUCAAAUGAUUCUAGCUGAAUGAUAAAACUGUAGUUGACAUUCCUGUAAUAUUUACAAUGCACUGUUUUUGCAUAUUCCCCUGUGAAACACCACGGAUAGCUACUCCAAUGCGUUAUAGCUAAUGGCGUAGCAUGAUAGAUGAAGGAAAUCUUACCUAUGCAUAAAAAAGAUGAAGAAAUCUAUUGUCAAUAAGAAUUACUUUUCAUUUAAUUUAUUCAAGAGCCACUCCAAAUGUGGCUCAGAGUGCACGCUUCAACUCGUAUUCACAAAGAAUACAAAAAAUAAAUACGUGACAUGUGCACGGCAGUAUGUAACAGCCUGUGUAAUGGACGCGAUCUGCCAACGGAACAGGAAGUGAAAAACUUUUUGCUUCAGUAACAAUGAAGCAAUCACACGAACUGGGCAAUUGGGAAACAACUGGUUGGCUAGCUGGCUACUAAAGACAAUUACCUAAACUUUUUUAGACAGUAAAACUGUGACAGUCUUAAACAAGCACGUAGCCUACACGAAACAUCUGUUGUCCUGGACGUGCUAAUGCCACCAUGGCAAGAACAUUAACGAUAAUUCUAUUUAUCGUUUACAUGUUUUCACAGACGAACUCUCAAGAAGCAAUUUUGCACAUUUCGGAUGGGUCCGCCGAGAAAGAGUAUUGUCUUGUUUACAAUUCAUCUUGGACUAAACUGUCAACGUCCCUCAGCAAUGCAGGAAAUAUCUGGUUUGGGAUACAUAGCCCACCUAACCGGAUUUCAAGCCGUCUUGAGGAAAUUGGACACGUUGAAGACAGAAAGCGCAGUGGAAGACUCAAAAAGAUGUCUGCAUAUGAUGAACAGUUAACUUAAUGGGGCAGUUCACCCAAAUAUGAAAUUAAGGCCACACAAUCUUGGAGUCUAUUGUAUCAGGCUGAGCUGCAGAAGAUAUCUAUGAAACUUGUCAAAUGUGAAACUAUCUGGAUGGAUUGACAGUACUCUGGGUGGAGUAUCAGUUGGUAAACCUGACGUCAACCUUUCUCUGCAGUGAAUCUGGUGUAGCUCCUGAUGCACUGAGAGGGAGAGCAGUGGUGGUGAUGCUUGGGGAGUGUGGUUUCAGUCAGAAAGCUCUGGUUGCUCAAGAUCUUGGAGCGUCUGCUGUCCUCAUUGCCAGUAAAACAACCAUGUUGACUCCUUCAGCAAAUGAGUCCGACUAUGGAAAAGUCAAGAUUCCUCUGGCGCUCAUGAGAUACAGAGACAUUAUGGAUGCACAGCAGACCUUUCCCAGUGGUAUGGCAGUGAGGCUGUAUGCUCCCCUGCUGCCUGUGUUUGAUGUCAGCCUCUUCGUCAUGUUGGCUCUCAGUAUCUUCACAGUGGCUAUGGGAGCCUACUGGAGUGGCAUGUCUGAAAGGGACAGGCUGAACGAAUCCCCAGCCGUGGGCAGCUGUGAGGGGAAAGGCUCCAGUGGCGACUUGUCUCUUUACUCUCCACUCAAAGUCAUCAUCUUUGUGGCUCUGAUGAGCACCAUGCUGGUUCUGAUGUACUUCUUCUACACGUGGCUUGUGUACGUCAUCAUUGCUGUGUUUUGUCUUGCCUCUGCCGUGGCCCUACACAGCUGCUUGGAUGCGAUCAUGGAAAUAGUAGGUUGUGGAAGUUGCAACUUCUCAUUCCUUGGAAAAGAUUUCUCCGCGAGGUCGCUGCUGUUGGCUGCAGUCAGUGUUGCUGUGGCUGUGGUCUGGGUGGUGUACAGGAAUGAGGACAGGUGGAUCUGGAUUUUGCAGGAUCUCCUGGGCAUUGCAUUCUGUCUGAACUUUAUGAAGACCAUAACUGUGUCAAACUUUAAGGUCUGCGUCAUCCUUCUAAGCCUCCUGCUUCUGUAUGACGUCUUUUUUGUCUUCAUCACGCCUUUCUUUACUCCAAACGGAGAGAGUAUCAUGGUUCAGGUUGCGCUUGGUCCAGGGUCUACAGGGGAAAAGAGCGGAGGCAACAUGGUGGAGGUACCUGCUGAACCCAGAGCUCCCCAUGAAAAACUGCCUGUGGUCAUGAGAGUACCGAGGUUUUCGGCCUUGGCCCAGAACCUGUGUGGGAUGCAGUUCUCCAUUCUUGGCUACGGAGACAUUAUUGUACCAGGUUUACUGGUGGCCUACUGCCACAGGUUUGAUGUAUGGACCAGCAGCUCCAAGAAGAUCUAUUUUCUGUCAUGCACAGCAGCCUAUUUCAUUGGUAUGAUUGUGACAUUUGCGGUCAUGAUUGUGUCCAAGAUGGGCCAGCCUGCCCUGCUGUACCUCGUGCCAUUCACUCUCCUGACCAGUGCCGUGGUUGCCUGGUGCAGGAAGGAAAUGAGACAGUUCUGGACCGGAAGUACUUAUGAAGUGUUGGACUCCUCAACAGGACCUUUAUUACAAGAUGGAGGAUCAGGAUGUGACGGUGGAGGAAAAUGCUGACUUCCACAAUUAACCGAGGGUGGUGCAUCGUUAUUGUUUUUUACAUUUUGAAUUUAGGCACAAGCACAAAUUAUAUGGGUUGUCGCUUGUGUUAACAUUAGGCAAUGAAUCAGCAGGUGUAAUUGGAAGGAAUUAAAUGUGGUUUGGGGAUUUAAGACCAAUCAUUUCAUCUCUUGCUGUUAAUCAGUAAAAUAAUCCAUAAUGUAGAAAAUGGCUGUAAAGUAAAAAAAAAGAAAAAGAAAAGAAAUGGUGUCUGUUUGCCAAAUUAAGUUGGAUUGGGUUUUGGUCACUUUUUUGUUGAAUUCCAUAAGCUAAAGCAAUAUUCUGCUUUUUUUUUUUUUUGCUGUGGAUGGCUGAUGAUGCCAGCCUUAACAUGUUUGUGAGAUGGAAACUGCCCAUUUAGAAAUGCAAGUAUUGACUUGCAUCACUCGCAUGUUGCCAGUUUAAGAAAUCACUUUUCUUUUAUUAAACUGAUACUUUUGUGCACUGGUUUGUUUUACCAUUCUUUACAUGCAUACAUUUUCAACAACUUAUUCUAAUUUAUUAAUGCCAUCCAUAAUUGUAACUGGCCAGUUACUGUCAAGUCCAUUCAGGAAGGUUGCUCCUAGCAUGUGCCUUUUCAAAAUGCGUGUGGUCAGCUGCCACGUUUUUUCACUCUGUGAUCCACUGGCUGGGCUGUACUGUUCCUGAAGCAGGGGACAGAGUGCACCUUGCACAGGUGCAGGCACAUUGCAGGCAUCCCAUCUACCAGAGGAGUUGCUGCUGAACAAUGAGGGUGGAGAGGCCAUGCCAGCUCACUACCUUUUGUUAGUUUGUGGGUGAAGCUAUGGCCAAUCAACCAUGUUUUGGUUAAAAAAUAAAAAAAAUAAAAAAAAAUUAAAUACCUUA